Parnassius apollo (apollo) is the source of this 927-nucleotide messenger RNA. The record is from the annotation of a GenBank genome assembly. Lineage: Eukaryota; Metazoa; Arthropoda; Insecta; Lepidoptera; Papilionidae.
AUGAUAUUCCAGUUGGUGAGGAGUCUCCAUACGGGGCCAGUGUGUCGAGCUGCUGAGUCAUCACUCCUUGCUAAAUUGCGAAAGAAAACAGGUUACACUAUUGCCAACUGCAAAAAAGCUCUAGAAAUGCAUAACAAUGAUACUGAUAAGGCUGAAGCAUGGUUAAAUGAACAAGCUCAAGCAAUGGGUUGGGCUAAAGCGACAAAGUUAGCUGGACGCACUGCCCUCCAGGGCCUUGUUGCUGUUAAAUUUGAUAAAAACCAUGGAGCCCUGGUAGAGCUUAACUGUGAAACAGACUUUGUUGCUAAGAAUGAUAAAUUUCACAAAAUGAUUGAAGAUGCAACUCUCGCUUGUUUUAAAUUUGCCCACACUCAUAUGCAGUCUAAAGGACCAGUGACAAAGAUGGAGUUAGAUAGUGAGCAGUUGGGAAACUUAGCUUCAGAAGGAGGUAAAAAGCUUUCUGAAAUACUAGCAUUAUUCAUUGGCUCCGUCGGCGAGAAUGCUGUAUUGAGGAGAGCAGAAUGCUGGAAAGCAAACAGCAAUGAUGUGAAGAUUGCUGGCUAUACACAUCCAGCUCCUACAGUAGCAGGAGAUUAUUCCGCUGGCAAAUACGGCGCGUUACUAGCUUACAAACAAGCCAAUGAUCAUGAGGAUAUUGGUAAACAACUUUGCCAACAUAUUGUUGGAUGUGCGCCUAGAAAGAUCGGUGACAAAGCUGCGGACAAACCGGCAAAGAACACAGAUGAUGAGACUUGUCUUAUUUUCCAAGAAUAUUUGUUAGACCCAUCAUACACAGUUGAAGAAAUUUUAAAUCAAAAUAAAGUGGAAGUCAUAGAUUACGUAAGGUUUUCAUGCGGGGAAUCUGUUGAAGCUAAUAUGCCUGGCGUGGAAAAACAACCAUUAGAUACAGUGCAAACAAUGCAGUAA